AUGCCUGACUGCACAUACGCAUCAUCGCCCUUUGACCACCCAAAAGCUGAUAUUAUCCUGCGGUCCUCAGAUAGGGUCGAUUUCCGCGUCUUCAAGCUUUUUCUCGCCCUCGCCUCCCCGCUCUUCGAGACUAUGUUUGAACUCCCCCAACCAACAGCAGUUGGGACGAGUGAUGAUACAAAGGAUGGUCUCCCUGUCAUUCCCAUGCAGGAAAAUAGCAAAAUAUUAGACACUUUCCUCAGAUUCUGCUACCCCUCCACAUUAGCGGAAGAUCCCUCGCUUGAUAACCUGAUAGACAUCAAAGCUAUCAUCGGGGUUGCGAAGAAGUAUUCGCUGGAGCUGAUAGAGAGGAGGGUCUGUCAGGCUCUAGCUAGCCCCAAGGUCCUCGAGGCAGAGCCUCUUCGCUGCUUCGCAAUCGCCCGGAACGCACGGCUCAAAGAUGAGACUAUCAUCGCUGCCAGAUACACCCUACGACAACCCUUGAUUCCCACAUGGUUACCAGAGAUCGAUAUGAUCACCGCAUCUGACCUUCUCGCUCUGCUCACGUACCACAACAAGUGCAGCGUUGCAGCAGCGUCAUUGCUUGCCAACUUGGAUUGGAUGACGAACUAUUAUAGCAAUCCAAGCGGUUGUGAUUGGUUGUUGGACACACGGCAAACAGACUAUCGGGGAAAACUACCAGAUCCCCCCUGCAGAUGUGCACGGAGUGGUGAAGCCAAAUUCCAGUUGUGGAAAUCUGCUCCGUUCUCUUGGUGGACUACUUAUAUGGAAGAAACAUUCGAGUUAUUGAGGGACACUCCUUCUGGCGAUAUAGUGAGGUCGGAGGCAGAAAAGACGAUACAGAAGGUCAGAAAAGUGGGCUGUACCAAUUGCUCCGCCCAUGUCAAGGAGAAGAUGGAAGAAUUCAGCAACUUACUUGCCCUCAACGUCGAUAAGGCGACGGCUUCGAUUGAACUAGAGAUUGACCGUGACUUCAGACUGCCACCUAUCAAGGGUCCCGGCAACUACAAGCCCACAACCCCGCCUUCGUUUUUUGGGCAGGAAUAG
Suillus discolor is the source of this 1047-nucleotide messenger RNA. RefSeq lists its product as uncharacterized. The coding region runs from base 1 to 1047 and encodes 348 amino acids. The record is from RefSeq and is a predicted model, not a curated record. NCBI's taxonomy places the organism in Eukaryota, Fungi, Basidiomycota, Agaricomycetes, Boletales, Suillaceae. The transcript has 2 exons. Gene Ontology annotation, molecular function: protein binding.